Molecule: messenger RNA, 3288 nt
Organism: Pseudoliparis swirei
Lineage: Eukaryota; Metazoa; Chordata; Actinopteri; Perciformes; Liparidae
Gene: abhd18
Product: abhydrolase domain containing 18
Exons: 14
Coding region: 314-1684 (456 amino acids)
Source: RefSeq, a predicted model, not a curated record
GUCAGUGCAUGUCCUUUCGCCCUCUGAGGAAGGUAGCUGUUAGCUAGCAGUGUGAAGAAGUCCCCAAGGAUAACUGACGUCUGUAUACAGUGUGAGAUAGUGUAACGUUAACGUGAAUAUUUCGGUCAACUCAGUCCGUCUGUCGCUGUUUGGUCUGGAACCUCGAGUGAUCUAGGCUAGUUUUGUUAGCUCACUUAGCUAAGUUCAACUUCGGACAGCAGUUAACGUUAAAUCAUUGUUUCAGAAGACGGUCUCUUGGGUGAUGUGUACCGGUAUCAUUCAUAGUGCCAUUCCUACACACCACUGAUGCCAGAUGUGCUGGUCCAUGGGUGUGAGCCGACUUGAUGUAUUUUACAGAAGGCUGCUCCUCACCAAACUCUUCAUUGGAGGAUGGGGGAAGCCUGAAGACCUCAAGAGAAUGUUUGAGUUCCGUAAGAUCAUUGGAGACAGAGAGAGGUGCAGGUCUCUGGUGCCUGAAGACUAUCCUGUUCACAUAAACAAGACAGAGGAGCACAUUGACUGUCACAUCCACGAUGGGUUCUUCAUCUCUCCUCUGGAGCACUUGGUUCCUGGAAUCCUGCCAGCAGAGGCUGUCAAAGCCAGGUUCCAGUUCAUAGUUCCCAAGAGGUGGCAGAAGAACCGACCAGUAUGCAUCCACUUGGCAGGGACCGGAGACCAUUCUUUCUGGCGUCGGCGGACCCUGAUGGCCAGGCCCAUGAUCAAAGAGGCAGGAAUGGCUUCACUGCUUCUGGAGAACCCUUAUUAUGGCUCUCGUAAACCCAAAGACCAACUACGCUCCAGUCUAAAGAAUGUGUCCGACCUCUUUGUGAUGGGUGGGGCUUUGAUCCUGGAGUCAACAGUGCUUCUCCGGUGGCUGGAGAGAGAAGGUUACUGGCCUCUAGGAGUGACUGGGAUCUCCAUGGGAGGAUAUAUGGCAUCCCUGGCAGUCACCAACUGGCCGAAGCCCAUCCCUCUGAUUCCCUGUUUGUCCUGGUCCACUGCCUCUAGUGUCUUCACCACGGGAGUGUUGAGCAAAGCAGUGAACUGGAAAGAGCUGGAGAAGCAGUAUGCCAUUGACUCCGUGUAUGAAGAAGAGAUCAUCAAGCUGUUGGACUACUGUGGGGCUGAUUCCUUUAAGAUGGGUCCAGAUUUUUCCAAGAAUGUGGACUCUUUGGAGCAUCAGUUGGGCCUGUCUGGAGAUGCCAGAGCAUCAGUGGGUCAGAACUCCAAAGCUGGAGGGGAAGCAGGCCCUGAAGGGGGCGAGGCGAGAGCAGACCAAUUGGUUUCAUCUGGGAACACCAGUGGGAGGAGCUUGGGCACACCAAGAAGCCUUCAUGCAAACAGCACGCUGCGUGGGAAGAAGACGGAUUUAGCCAAAUGCUAUCGGCCAUCCUUACAUAGAGAAUCGAUCAGCUUCAUGAAGGCAGUGAUGGACGAAUGCACACACAUGGCCAACUUUUCUGUCCCCGUAGACACCAGUCUCAUCGUCGUGGUCCAGGCCAAAGAGGAUGCCUACGUCCCCCGUACAGGGGUCCUCAGCCUGCAGGAGAUCUGGCCAGGAUGUGAAGUCAGAUAUCUGAAUGGAGGACACAUCAGCGCAUACCUGUUUAAGCAGAACGUCUUCAGACGGGCCAUAUACGAUAUGUUCGACAGAUUCUGCCUGAAGUAUCCCAACAUGCACUAGCCAUGGCACGCGGAAGCCCUUUCCUCCAUUGAACAGGACCGGGAUCAGUGGCUGGACAUUCCUGUUCCUAAACAAGAAGCUUUGCUUUCUAAUUAUUAUAUCAGAUGAAUCUAGAAAGUGACUAAAAGUCUAAAGAAAUCCAAAAUGUGUUGUACCUGUUAAACUAACUCAGGCCUUUAUUUCAUUUGUCGAGAGUAGACCUUAGCCCUGUGGCAGUGCACAUUCUCCUGUUUUCACUGAUCAAUAUUUUACCUGGAGAAACUCUGGAUAGGACCCACAGACACAGUCCAUACUAUUGUAUUAAAUGACCCACAUGUACACACAAGGGAAUCAUACGAGACAAUGCAGCUUGUAAUUUGCUCUCAUAGAAGCGGUACCAGAUUUAGUUGGAGCAGCAGGAGGACCUGUAACCGUAACUCGACAUAUCACCUUCUAAUGUGUUUAAACUUUAAGCUCUCUUUUCCCCGACUCCCUGUGAGAAAGAGUUGUCUCUUUAACUGCUCGGUGUUGUUCUCUCUGUUGUGCAGUUAGCUUUUUCACUGAGACUAAUGCCUGCUGUGGCUGGAUACAAGUGUGAUGGGAGCAGUGAGGCUGAGCCCAAUAGUAAAGUUGUGGCCCAUGAAUCCAAAACAAUAACUUGAGCAAUGCCUUUCACACUAAUAACUAAGUAAAUCAACCCACACAUGCACAACAAAACACUUCAAUAUAUGACAUAAAUGCCUGUCGAUCUGGUCUAGUGAUUACUAUAGUAUAUUACUAUAUCGCUUAAGUUUUCAAAAAAGGCUCCCCAUGUCUUCAAUUUGAUUUGGGGAAGAUGAAAACAUUUCCAUAAUCCAUGAAGUAUGAGAGUAGGAGAUAUCCAUCAAACAAGUGUCCAGCUAAGAGAGUCACACAAAAUGAAGGAAGGGACUCUUAUGUCUGUACGGUUGGCUCACUGGGGUUUGAUGGUUUGGGUUAUGCUGCUAAACAUGUUCUGUAGUAAUUGUGCAAAGGAGGGCCACAGCAUACGGGCAUGGGUAGCAGCAUCUUGAAUGGUACAUUAUGUUGAAGAGAAUUACAGGCAGUUCAAGGAAAUAAUUCCAAAUUAAGUUUAUAGCCUGACAUGAGAGUAAAUGUUCUGGGAGGUUAGAGACUUACAGAAACUGGUCAUUUGGUUGAGGGGAAACCUUCUGUUCAACGCCAUUUCUGGGUACACCACUUACGUUAGGAUCUGAGUGGAGUGUAUACUAAAAAUGACAAAUACAUAAAGUGGUUUCUGAUUGGGAGUGCAAUUUCUUGCGGCUCAAUGGCUGUAGCAAAUAUUAGUGGUUGUUGGUGACUGAAGCCAUGGGAGAAGUGUAGAGCAAUUUCACCCAGGAGGCAAUUUCUUUUUACCCAAGAUGAAUUUAUCCAAUGUGCAAAAAACGAUUUGAUCAGGGUCUGAGCACACCUGUAGUUUUUCUAAUGUAUUUUAAAGAAAAGUCAAUAGAGACCUGAAUAUGAAUUAUUUUUUAUUCACAAAAUGCUAUCACAGAAGGGAUGACGAAUAAUGUUUUUAUGUUCCUGUGUGGCCUCACUGAAUUCUCACUGUAACUAUGAAUAAAUACAGUGAUGAUAAAAAGUUG